AGUUUGGACCAAGAGGAACCAGAACAUUUGCAGAUAAAAGAAGAGCAGCAAGAACCAGAACAUCCCUGGACAAAAGAGGAAACCAUGGAGCUCCCCAUUAGUGAGCAGGAAGAGCAGCUUGUUCUGAAGAAGGAGGAAACUUUCCCAUGCUUGACCUGUGGAGAAAACUUUCUUAUAAAAGCACAAUUAAUGGAUCACAUGAGAACCCACACAGACCACCUGCAGGAUUAUGUUGGAAAAGAGGAGGAUUUCUCUGACCAGCAGCUCUGUGGACAGGAGGGGAAUUCCAAUUUGGACCAAGAGGAAGCAGAACCUGUGCAGAUAAAAGAAGAGCAGCAAGAACCAGAACAUCCCUGGACAAAAGAGGAAACCAUGGAGCUCCCCAUAAGUGAGCAGGAAGAGCAACAUGUUCUGAAGAAGGAGCCGGAAGAUACAGAACAGAAAUAUUUCCCAUGUGCCAAAAAAGAACAUUUAAUGGUUCAUAUGAGGUCUCACACAGGUCAGAAGAUUUAUGAAUGUCUGUGUUGUGGAAAAAGCCUCACUAAGAAAUGUCAUCUUGAUUCACACAUCAGAAUUCACACAGGGGAGAAGCCUUUUUCCUGUACAAUUUGUAGUAAAAGUUUUACACUAAAAAGUCAUUUGACUUCUCACAUGAGAAUUCACACAGGCGAGAAGCCUUUUGAAUGUCUGUCCUGUGGAAAAAGGUUCAACUCUAAGUCUGAUCUCAAAUAUCACAUCCUGAUUCAUACAGAUGAGAAGCCUUUUUUAUGCAGGAUUUGUGGUAAAAGUUUUAUUAGAAAGGGUAAUUUGACUAAACACACGAGAAUUCAUACAGGUGAGAAACCUUUUGAAUGUCUGUCUUGUGGAAAAAGCUUCACUCAGAAAUCUGAUCUUGAAAGACACAUCAAAAUUCACACAGGUGAGAAGACUUUUUCCUGUACCAUUUGUAAGAAGAACUUUACUGUAAAAAGUAGUUUAACUACUCACAUGAGAAUUCACACAGGUGAGAAGCCUUUUGAAUGUUCGUCCUGUGGAAAAAGCUUCACUCAAAAAUGUGAUCUUGAAAGACACAUCAGAAUUCACACAAGUGAGAAACCUUUUUCCUGUACAAUUUGUAACAAGAAUUUUAUUGACCUGGGUAAUUUGACUUCUCACAUGAGAAUUCACACAGGUGAGAAGCCUUUUGAAUGUCUAUUCUGUGGAAAAAGCUUCACUCAGAAAUCUCAUCUUAAUACACACAUCAGAAUUCACACAGGGGAGAAACCUUUUUCCUGCACGAUUUGUGGCAAAAGUUUUACUAAAAAAAGUCAUUUGACUAGACACAUGGGAAUUCACACAGGUGAGAAACCAUACUCCUGAAUGAUUUGUGACAGAGGUUUUAAUCGAGAAGGUAAUUUGAAUUUUCAGAUUACAUUUAUUUAUUGAUAAUGUGGAAUGAUUCAUAUUUUUAAAUAAACAAUUGUUUUACAUAAGUCACAGCAGUUAGACGCAGUUAGAAAUUUUUUUAAGGUGGUAAUAAAAGACCAUAUAGGGCUCGGGAUCUAAGUUGCAUUGUGGGAUGGGGCGGCCAUGUUGAAUGCUAUGCUCUGAUAGCAUAGCUCCGAUAGCUUAGCUCUUAUACCGGAGCUCCGGUAGCAUCGCUCCGAAAGCACAGCUCCGACACAACGUUGUGAGAGAAAAAAAAGAUGUUAAAAUCCCGAAAAGGAUCUGGAAAUUACCAGGACACGUUAAAUAAAGAAGCCAGGGACCGGUAUGUUGAAAAAAAAUCAGCAUUAUUAAUGAUGUGGAUCC
This is a messenger RNA of Cyprinodon tularosa, 1791 nucleotides long. RefSeq names its product zinc finger protein OZF-like. The record is from RefSeq and is a predicted model, not a curated record. Gene Ontology annotation, molecular function: RNA polymerase II cis-regulatory region sequence-specific DNA binding; DNA-binding transcription activator activity, RNA polymerase II-specific. Lineage: Eukaryota; Metazoa; Chordata; Actinopteri; Cyprinodontiformes; Cyprinodontidae. Bases 85 to 1359 code for a protein of 424 amino acids. Gene Ontology annotation, cellular component: nucleus. The transcript has 2 exons. Gene Ontology annotation, biological process: regulation of transcription by RNA polymerase II.